AUGGGAGUUCCGCAAACGUCCCGUAAUGAUUCCGAUAUCGUACCUCGAAUGAAAACAAGUCGAGAGCUUGCGUACGUAAGUGCACUGAACAUUAACAAAUCUCAUAUUGGUGAAAUCGUGUCCGGGAGGAAUAUAACAGAAUCUAAGCUACUGGAAACCAGGCUGGAACUUCUAGAAAAAGACAAACGAGUUCUGGAAAAAGAACACUUUUGGAAGCAGAGGCAAUUUUUCAUACACAAUGUGUUCGACAAGGAUCGCCGUCUAAAGUAUGCCGGUAUUGCCAAUAAGAUUUCCGAGGUAAAGAAGGACCAAGAGAAAUCCAGAACAGCCUCUAAACUUCCUAGCAUUUCUAAGUCUGCAAAAUAUGACGUCUCACUAACUAAGCAUUUCUUCCCGGGGAAAAUUGAUCAAAGAAAGAGUGUUAAUUAUAAACUCGUACUGCAUGGACAAGAGAAACUAAGAGCAGCAGUGAACGCAUUUCAAGCUGCACUAGAAAUUCGUAAACGUUAUUUAGAGAAGAAGAAAAAUGAAGGUCUAGAAAAAGAACAGAAUAGUGAUUUAGAAGACGAAAGACAAGAAGGCAAGAGUACCAACAAAGAUGGUGAAGUUGAUUCUACUGACAGGUCCAUCUCCGAAAUUCAAAAAAGCAAUUUCAUCAAAUACGUUGUGAAAAAUUGGAAAAGCUAUAAAAAGUCAGAGACACACUCGACACAAACAAACAAAAUUUCCAAAGAAACAAUAAAACAAGCAAGCAAUAGCAAAGAGUCCCAAGAAGGAAAGUUGCUUGGAAACCGGACACGUGACCGCCGUCGUCACUCCUUGGUGAAAACUGAAGAGGACAAAUUACUGCUUAAACUGGCCAUGACGCUUCCUCCAAACGUUUUGACGGAGGCUAACGACAAGUUAUCAGAUCUGAGUACUGUGUUGGGGUUCUCCUCACGAAAUGAGAGACUCCGUCAGCAGGCAGAGAGUGUAUUACACCGACCAGUCCUCACUGACCAAAGAUUUGUUAAUCUUCAGAAGACAUUAAUUAGGUCAUCAACAACUCACAACUGA
Saccostrea echinata is the source of this 1056-nucleotide messenger RNA. RefSeq lists its product as uncharacterized. Lineage: Eukaryota; Metazoa; Mollusca; Bivalvia; Ostreida; Ostreidae. The coding region runs from base 1 to 1056 and encodes 351 amino acids. The transcript has 4 exons. The record is from RefSeq and is a predicted model, not a curated record.